Messenger RNA from Clupea harengus (Atlantic herring), 1639 nucleotides. RefSeq names its product serpin peptidase inhibitor, clade D (heparin cofactor), member 1 (gene serpind1). The record is from RefSeq and is a predicted model, not a curated record. NCBI's taxonomy places the organism in Eukaryota, Metazoa, Chordata, Actinopteri, Clupeiformes, Clupeidae. Gene Ontology annotation, biological process: negative regulation of endopeptidase activity. Gene Ontology annotation, molecular function: serine-type endopeptidase inhibitor activity.
GUGCUGUGUUUGAUCAACAGGAGACAACAGCAAAGUCCAGACGGUCACACACACACACACUCACACACAGCAAACAGCCCACAUUCACACAGACACGACGAGAACAAGCUCAGGAUGUGGUUCCUCUGUCUAGCGGUGAGCUCCGGUCUGCUGCUGCUGGUCAGGCCGGCCGUGGCCGGGAUCAAACCGCUCGACUCGCACUUCUCCGAGGUGGUGACCGCGGCCCCAGUGGACCCCCGCGGAGCUUUUCCCGGCGGCACCCUGGACGUGGAUGCCCUCCCACCGGACUUCCACAACGAGAACACAGUGACCAACGACCUGGAUUAUGAGGACUACAUCGACUUCGACAAGAUCCUGGCCAUGGGAGAGGAUGACUACAACGAGGGCGACGAGAUCGAUGACCUCCCGACCUCAGCACCCGACCUGGACCUGGAGCAGCCGUCCGACCCGAAGGUGCGGCGUGCCCGCCUGCUGCGGCUCUUUCACGGCCGCUCGCGGCUGCAACGCGUCAACGUCGUCAACGCGCAGUUCGGCUUCCGCCUCUACCGCAGCAUGCGUAACCACGUCAACCAGACCGACAACAUCCUGUUUGCGCCCGCUGGCAUCUCCAUCGCCAUGGGGAUGAUGGCGCUGGGCGUGGGCCAGCGCACACAGGUGCAGCUCUACGAGGCGCUGGGCUUCACCGAGUUCGUCAACGCCAGCGUGCACUACAACAACGCCACUGUGCACAAGCUCUGCAAGCUCACACACCGACUCUUCCGGCGCAACUUUGGCUACACGCUCCGUGUCAACGACCUCUACGUGCGCCAGGCCGUGAGUGUCAACGAAGCGUUCCGAGCCAACGUCAAGGCUUACUACUUCGCCGAGACGCAGUCAGUGGACUUCGCGGACCCUGCGUUCCUGAAGAAGGCCAACAACCGCAUCCAGAAACUGACCAAGGGGCUGAUCAAGGAGCCCCUGAAGAGCGUCGACCCCAACAUGGUGCUGAUGCUCCUCAACUACCUUUACUUCAAAGGCACGUGGGAGUUGAAGUUCCCUAAGGAGCAGACGCACUACCGUAACUUCCGCGUGACCGAGAAGCAGCAGGUGCGAGUGGCCAUGAUGCAGAACAAGGGCAGCUACCAGGCGGCGAGCGACAACGAGAUGCAGUGUGACGUGCUGCUGCUGCCCUACGCGGGCAACAUCAGCAUGCUGGUGGUCAUCCCCCAGAAGCUCUCGGGCAUGAGGAACCUGGAGCAGGAGAUCUCCCCCACGCUGGUCAACAAGUGGCUCAGCAACAUGACCAACAGAACCCGAGAGGUGGUGUUCCCCCGCUUCAACCUGAAGCAGAACUAUGACCUGAUCGCCCACCUGAAGGAGAUGGGACUCACUGAUCUGUUCGACGAAGGGGAUUUCAGCCCGAUGACCUCAGAGAAGAUCGCCAUCAACUGGUUCCAGCACCAGGGGACGAUCACAGUGAAUGAGGAGGGCACGGAGGCUGCCGCUCUGACCCAGGUGGGCUUCAUGCCCCUCUCCACACAGACCCGCUUCAUCGUGGACAGACCCUUCCUCUUCCUCAUCUACGAGCACCGCACGGACUGCGUGGUCUUCAUGGGACGUGUGGUCAACCCCACACAGAACUAAAGCACACACACACACA